Molecule: messenger RNA, 6390 nt
Organism: Closterium sp. Yama58-4
Lineage: Eukaryota; Viridiplantae; Streptophyta; Zygnematophyceae; Desmidiales; Closteriaceae
Source: the annotation of a GenBank genome assembly
AUGAGAAGCGACGAUGAAGGGUGUGUGUAUUUGGGGUGGUUGGAAGGGGUGGAGAGUGUUGGGGCGAGGCGGGUGGGGGAGUGGGAGGGAGAGGGGAAGGGGAAGGAACGAGGGGUGGGGGGAGCUGCAGGGGAGAGGGGGAGCUUGGGGAAAUGGGGAGAGUGGAGGGGAGGGGAAGGGGAUGGGGAAGAGGAAGGGGAGGAGUGGAUGGGGUGGAUGAAGGAGGAGUGGGAACACGUGUGGCAUGUGCAUGCACCACGGCUUGCUGUGAUUGGUCCACGUGGCAGUGUGGGGGGGAGUUUAGCAGGGAAGCUGCCCUCUCACGUGGUGGUGGUGGGCGGGGAGGAAGGUGCGGAUGGUGCGGAUGCUGCUGCUGUUGGUGGCGCCACUAUCGCACCAGGCUUGGAUAAAGUGAUUUUGCGGCUGCCCUAUGUCUCCCAUGCUGCUGCUUCUGCUGCUGCUGGCGAUGGUGCUGCUGCUGAUGGUUCUGCUGCUGUUGCUGCUGGUGAAUUAUCCGGCGCUGCUCCUGCGGCUCCACCAGUCUCCCCGUGUCUCUUCCGCGUGGGUGCUGCAUCGGAAUUCGCAGUGGAGAAAGUGUUUCUGGCGGACUGCACACAGCGACUGAGGAUGAGGGAGGGCUAUCUUGAGUUGCUCAUCCUGAGUGUGUUUGGAGGGGGAGGUGGGGAGGAGGAGGGAGGGGUGGAGGAAGUGUGGAGGGGAGGCGGGUGGGGAGGGGAGGGCGGGGAGGAGGGGAGGGUGGGUUUGGAGGAGGUGGAGAGUGAGUAUGGCGAGAAGCAGCUCAUGGAUGAAGAGAUUAUCUACGUGCAAAACCGUCAGAAGGCCCUCAUCACUGCUAAUGGAGAGAAGGAACGGGUGGGGCACCUGCUGCCACUGCCGUCCCUCCUCAUCCACCCGCGCGUCACCGCUGCGACCACCACCAAGCGCGCCCCUCCCCCUCCACGCCAACUUCACUCAGAUCCCGCUGCAAAGAAGAAGCAGAUGAUGGGGGUGAUGAUGCAGCAACGGGGGGGGAGAGGGGGGACCUUUCGGGCAAGUCGGAUGGAGUAUGACUCCAUGUGCGCACCGCAAGCAACCGCAUGUUUCGCUGCCUUUGGAGGGAUGGCAGAGAAGAUGCGUUACAGUGGGGGUGUCGGAUAUUCGGCCUCGUACCAGUCGGGUCCGCCUCCCAAGCACGCCCCGCUGUUUGCCCCGCCGCCCACUCUCAUUGCCAAUCUGAGGCCUUUUGUUGGGUCUGAGAGAGGAAGGGGUGGAGGGGAGGGUGAUGAAGAGGGGAAGGAUUGGUGGGUUGCAGUGCCGAGAUCCUCCCUGCCACGUGGCAGUCUGUCAUUGACUGUUGUGGCUGUGGACUCGGGGGAGGGUGCGUGGGGGUGCCAGGUGGCGCGCUGUGAUUUGCUCGUUCCGGAGGAGGCCUGGGGGGAGGAGGAGGGGAGUGAGGGGGAGAGGGGGAGGGAGGAGAGGGGGAGGGAGUGGGUGGUGCAGGAGGCGUUGAAUCCAGCUAAGCAUUACCAUGAGAGGAGGGCGGUGGAGGUGUGGAGGAGAGGAGAGGUGCAUCGCAUUGCUGACGUGGCAAUGGCACAGGUGGCGAUAUUUGACUCCAUCGAACGAGCCCACGGCCUAUUGGCCAGCUUCAUCACCCCGUCAGAGCGCGACACAUGGCAGCAGCUGGCCUUCCUGCUGCAGUGGCCGGGCAUGGCAGUGGGCGGCAAGGUGGACAAGCUGCAGCGCUUUGGCUCGCACGAGCUGCACCUGUUUCUUUUCUUCCAUGACAAUGCCUUCUUUCUAAAGCAUGUGCGGCCUGCAAUCGCCUCCAAGCUCGACCGCUCCUUCCUCGACCUCUGGCUGCUGGGCGACCUUGACGGGGUGCUUUCCUUCUGCGCGCUGCCAGCCUACCUCAAUCUCAAUGCACUCGAGAGGUGCCUGCUGGGGCUGGCCGUGUGCUUCCACGUGCUGCUGCAGCACAAAGGCCUACGACCUCUCGACUGGCCGUACCAGACGCACAUCAUCCAUCCCAGUGAAGGGGUGGUGCAGAAGCUCUUUGACGACGAUGAGGAAGGGGAGUCAGCUUUUGAGAGCCCUCUGAUGACGUCUCAAAAGCUGGCUACAACACACAUCUUCUUUUUCUCCUCCUUGUUCUGUCUGUUCAUCUCCCUGCAGCCUCAGAUGCGAUAUAUGUCAGCAGCACCAGGAGGGGGAGGGGGAGCAGCAGGGGCGCUGCGCUUCAUCUGCGACGGCUGUGGCGCCGACCCCAUCAGGGGACCCCGUUAUCGCUCCCUUGUUCGGGACGACUACGACCUCUGUGCCUCCUGUUUCGCCACCAUGGGCACACCGGGCGAGUACCAGCGAUUCGACUCCGCCCCUUCCUUUGGAGCGUUAGCGGCUGUAGAAGAGGAGUCUAUGCCUGUACCAGCAGCCCAACAGCGCCCUCACAAGGUGGACGUGACGAAGCGCUACGCGGAGACGCACUAUUACAAGCGUGCACUGAGCGAGCAGACACCGGACCUCAUCCCCUCCUCGCCCUUCUGGGUCGAUUUCAUGCGCCACAUCCUCUCUUCUGCCGAAGCUGCUGCCGGACCUGCUGCCGAACCUGCUGCCGAACCUGUUGCUGAAGCUUCAGCCACAGCAGCCACAAGCAGCUCUCCGCUUGAGUCGCUCUGCUCCUUUGCUCUCUCCCUCCCUCCCUUCGUGCCCGCAUCACUGCACGAUGUAGCUUCCACCUCCACUGCUGCUCUCGCUGCCCUUUCCAUUCUCGGACUCCGCUUCGGCGGCAAGAUAAGGCAAACUGGUGCUAUAAUAGAGGAGGUUAAUAGCGAGGAGACUGGGGGAAGGGCGGGUAUGGGAGGUGGGUCAGAAGGGGAGGAGCAUGGGUUUUCGUUUAGAGGAACGUCGGUUACAAUCACACCAGCUUCGCCCAUGGUGGUGUACAAGCAGGAGUUGUGUGAGGUGGGGAGCGGUGCUGCAGCAACAGAAGAAACAGCAGCAGCAAAAGCUCCUCCUUUCCCACUCCUCCCAUCCCUUGCCCCUGGAAUCCCCUCCAUCCUCCUCUCUCAGUCCAUUCACACUCUCCUCGCCCCUCCCUCCUCCUCCUCCCCUUUCACCCCCCACUCCUCUCUCCUCUCCUCCACCACCCCCUUCCCCCUCUUCCACUCCUCCCUCUCCACCACCCCAUCCAUCCACCCCUCCUCACUCCCCUCCACCCCUCCAUACCGCACCGGCAUCUGCUACCUCCUUCAAAUAGUCGUAGUUAAUCUCCAGUCCGCGCCACUCCCCCCGCUGCUGCUAUUAUUCCAAGUUCCCCAGGGUUCCGUGCCUAUUUCCCCUCUCGGCCGCCCCACCCAGCGCCUGCGCCUGCCACCGCUACAGCCCUUCCAGAAGCGGGUCUUCACUGCCCUCUUCUACUUCCCCUUUCCUGGAAGCUUCUCGCUCUUCCCUGCGCACCUGCUGCCUGAGGCUGGGAAGGGCGGCAUGAACGCUCAGGAGUGCCUGGCAGCCGCGUACUACCUGCUGGUGCAAGACAGGGUCAAAGAGGCCCACCUCAUGUUCCUCCGGGCAGCCUCCGGAAAGAUUUUCACCCUGCCUGACACGUGGCGGGCAGCGCUGUGUGGCGGGAACGGGAGUGGUGCUCCUGCUGUGGCUGGUGCUGAGGCUCCUGCUGAAGCUUCUGCUGAGGGUGCUGAGGGUGGCGAGAGUUCCGCUGCUGGUGGUGCUGGUACCACUUGCAGCAGCACCACCAGCAGCUCUGUCCCCUUUACUGACCUCCCUGUUACAGUAAAUGUGCAGCUGGCAGCAGAUUACAUGGCGGCUUUCCUCGACAUUCUCCUCUGCCCGACCGACCGCCUGCCCAUGGUCGCCCGGGCAGUUGCGAAAAAGUACCGCGCUGUUGACAAGAAUGGCGGCAGCAGCGGAGGAAGCUGCCCGGUGGUUUCCUGGAGGAAGCGCUUUGCUGACCUGGGCAAGCAGGUGUAUGAAAUUUGGAUGGCUGCCCGAGCUGCCCGAGCUGCCGGGGCAGGAGGGGGUAACAUUGCACAAGGUGGUGAGGUGAGGCAUGGAGUGGCUGGGAUGGAAGUGCAGGUGCAGAGUGAGAAGGGAAUGGGAGGAGGAGGAGGUGGAGGAGAGGGGGUUGGUGGGGGUGGUGAUGCAUGGGAGUGGGAGGAGGACGAUGACUGGGUCCUCACAGGCAGUCAGCCCCCAGCAGGGGCAGCAGGAGGAAUUGGAGCAGGGGGAGAAGGAGCAGCGGCAGGAGGAGAAGCAGGAGCAGCAGCAGCAGCGGCGGUUGAAGGCACCACUGCUGCUGACGAGGACAUAGCUGACGUGGCACAGCUGGCGGAGUCAGCAGAAGGGGACAGGAUGGCAGUGGACCCAUUCUCCCUCAAGAGGACCGCCGGACCCAAACCCUCCCAGGAGCCCUUCCUGGACGCCAAGCUGCUGCCCGCCUCUGCUGCUGCUGCCACCGCUGCUGCUGCUGCUGCUGCUGCUGCUUCUGGGACAGCUGGCACCAAACUUGGUACAGUCACGCCGUGUACUGUCACAGCAGCAGCAGCGGUGGUGGGGGUGCGGUAUGCGAAUGUGGAGAGCAUCCGAGUGGACGUGUUUGCGUUCGACGAGGAGACCUUCUUCUCCUCCUCGCCCUUCUCCCUGCUCUCGGGCGCGGCAGCUGCUGCUGGGGAAAGCAGUGUGAAGGACGGCAGCAGUGGCAGGGAUGGGAAGGCAGGAGGAGAGGGUGGUAAUGGGGUGGGUGGGCCCUCCUCCAUCUUUGUGGCUCCCAAUUGGUCCACGGUUAUCAGCACUGGCAAGGCAGUGCUCAUCACUGUCUCCUCGGGUGCUCUCACCACCACACUCCUCAGGCCCGUGCACGAGUCUCUUGUGGUAGAGGUGGUGGAGAGGCUGGGUCAGCUGAGGGUGCUUCGCCGCAUCCCCACACCCACGCCAGCACCUGCCAAUGGCUCUCAGGGAAGCGGAAAAGCGGGUGCAGUGGCGGACAAGUUGCAGUCAGCUCAGGGAACUUUGGUGCCGCUGCCCGGGGCGUAUGUGAAAGUUUUCUUCCGCCCGAAGUCAAGGGGGGUUUCAACCCUGUUCAGCGGCAGUGCAGGGGAAGGGAGGGGUGGGGCAGAGUUUUACAAGGAUGGGUACACUGACAGGCGAGGGUGGUUUGACUAUGCGUUUGUGAGCACCGAGGAUGUGGAGAAGCUGCGAGCGUCGCCAACGUCAGCUGCGACAUCGUCAGCCGAUCUAGCUGCACCGAUGGGGGUUACCGCAGGCGGCGGGGUUACCGCACCUGGCGGAGUUGCUACCACAACUAAUAGAGUUACCACAGCUGCCGAAAAGAAACCGGCUGGCAGUCGAUGUGAUAUGUUCGCGGGCCGCUGGAUGCGAACUCAUUUCCAGCCGCGGCGCUACACGGGACUCAGCUGCAAGAGCAUCGACACGACCUACAACUGCGAGAAGAACGGGCGGAGCAACCUCAAGUACCUCGAUUAUGAGUGGCGCAUCCCCGGCUGUAACAUCAAGCGCUUUGACCCAACAACCUUCCUCGAUGUGAUGCGCAACAAGAUCUUCAUGAUCGUCGGGGACUCGUACGCGCUCAACCUGCACGCGUCCAUCCGAUGCCUCAUUGAAUCCGUGGCACGCACUCAGAACUUCAAUGGGAGUCUCUUCAAGACGGGCGUGCCGGCAAAGGGCUUCAUAGUGCCGUCCCACAACGCCACCAUCAUCCGCAUUGCUUCGGCCUUCCUCCUGUACGGCGAGCCCGAUGGCGAGCGCAGUGUGAAGAGCACAUGGACGGUGUGGCUGGAUAGGCUGAACCCCGAGUGGGCGGAUCUGCUGCCCUUCACAGACUAUGUUGUCAUGAGCACUGGCUACUGGUACACCAGUGCCCGGGAGGAGAAGCGCCACUAUCUCCUGAGCAACAGCCCCAACCAGCUCUCCUGGAACCCCGACCAGCGCACCACCAUGCAAACCGCUCUAACCACCCUCAUCACCCACUUCAACCGCAUUAAAUACCGCGGUCUCCCCAUGUUCCUCUCCUUCACCUCCUCCCACUACGGCUUUGAGCUGGCGGGCACGAAGGCGGUUAAAGGGGCGCAGUAUAACUGCACGGAUGCGUGGCGGCCAAUCAAGUGGCGCCAGGUGUCGCACAGAGAGUGGGCAGUGGAGGAUAUGCGGUCGCGGAAUGCACAAGUGCAGAUUCUGAGCAAAGCAAAGAACUUCAAGAUCCUGGACAUCACAUAUUCCACGCUCUUCCGCCCGGAUGCUCAUCUCAAGAACUUCAAUAAUGGGGAUGGUGGAUUUGACUGCGCCCACUGGUGCAUACCUGGCGUACCUGACAUGUGGUCUGAUCUUGUCUUCAAUUACAUGCUCAAUAACAAGAAAUAA